CACGUGAGAGAGUGCCAUCAGGAGCCAAGUCGAGGCUCUAUCUCGCUCCGUUCGUUGUGUCCGUCUUUUUUUCUCGUUAUCCAUACGUUUUACAAACUCCAAAAGUGAACGCAAUUAACAACUUCGCAGUUGAGGUUCGUGUGUGCUCUGAUUUACAGAAUUUCCCGUAGUGAUAAAAAAGAUAUUGACUAAGGCAAAAUGACGCUGCCAAAGAUAUCGAAUGUUGAAAAGGAGACGAAGUUUGGCUUCGUCUAUGCAGUCUCGGGACCUGUCGUUACAGCGGAGAAGAUGUCCGGAUCCGCUAUGUACGAGCUGGUGCGCGUGGGUUACCACGAGCUCGUCGGCGAGAUCAUUCGUCUCGAGGGCGACAUGGCAACAAUUCAGGUGUACGAAGAAACCAGCGGCGUUACCGUCGGCGAUCCAGUGCUGAGGACGGGCAAGCCGUUGUCCGUCGAGCUGGGCCCUGGUAUCUUGGGCAGCAUCUUCGACGGUAUCCAACGUCCACUCAAGGACAUUAACGAGCUGACCAAAUCGAUCUACAUACCUAAGGGCGUCAACGUGCCCUGUCUGUCGCGCACCGCUUCCUGGGAAUUUAAUCCCCAAUUCAUCAAGAUCGGUAGUCACAUUACUGGUGGCGACAUAUACGGCAUCGUACACGAGAACACCCUCGUCAAGCACAAGAUGAUCUUGCCUCCCAAGAGCAAGGGCACCGUCACUUACAUCGCUCCCCCCGGCAAUUACAGCGUCACUGACGUCGUUUUGGAAACGGAGUUUGACGGCGAGAGGACAAAGUACACCAUGCUUCAGGUUUGGCCGGUGCGUCAACCACGUCCGGUUACAGAAAAAUUGCCAGCCAAUCAUCCUCUGCUCACUGGACAGCGAGUCCUGGAUUCCCUGUUCCCUUGCGUCCAGGGUGGUACGACUGCCAUUCCCGGUGCCUUCGGUUGCGGCAAGACCGUCAUCUCGCAAGCCCUGUCCAAGUACUCCAAUUCCGACGUCAUCAUCUACGUAGGUUGUGGUGAACGUGGUAACGAGAUGUCCGAAGUAUUGCGGGACUUUCCCGAGCUCACCAUUGAAACCGACGGUGGCACCGAAUCCAUCAUGAAGCGUACUGCUCUAGUGGCCAAUACCUCCAAUAUGCCCGUGGCUGCUCGUGAGGCUUCCAUCUAUACUGGUAUCACUCUGUCAGAGUACUUCAGGGACAUGGGCUACAACGUAUCGAUGAUGGCUGACUCGACAUCCCGAUGGGCUGAGGCUCUUCGAGAAAUCUCCGGUCGUCUCGCUGAGAUGCCUGCCGAUUCAGGCUACCCUGCUUACCUUGGUGCUCGUCUUGCCAGCUUCUAUGAGAGAGCCGGAAGAGUCAAGUGUCUCGGUAAUCCGGAUCGUGAAGGUUCGGUCAGUAUUGUUGGUGCUGUAUCACCUCCAGGUGGUGAUUUCUCAGAUCCAGUGACCAGUGCUACAUUGGGUAUCGUGCAGGUAUUCUGGGGUCUUGACAAAAAACUUGCCCAGCGCAAGCAUUUCCCGUCCAUCAACUGGCUCAUUUCCUACAGUAAAUACCUGCGUGCUCUCGACGACUUCUACGACAAGAACUUCCAAGAGUUCGUACCUCUACGUACCAAAGUCAAGGAGAUUCUUCAAGAGGAGGAAGAUUUGUCGGAAAUCGUGCAACUCGUCGGUAAGGCAUCUCUUGCCGAGACCGAUAAGAUUACCCUUGAGGUUGCCAAGCUUCUCAAGGAUGAUUUCUUGCAGCAGAACAGUUAUUCGCCGUACGAUCGUUUCUGUCCGUUCUACAAGACCGUUGGCAUGUUGAAGAAUAUGAUUGCAUUCUACGACAUGGCCAGGCACGCUGUUGAGUCGACGGCACAGUCUGAUAAUAAAAUCACGUGGAACGUCAUUCGGGACAGUAUGGGAAAUAUCCUGUAUCAGCUUAGUUCCAUGAAGUUCAAGGAUCCCGUGAAAGAUGGAGAGGCAAAGAUCCGAUCCGACUUCGACCAACUGCAUGAAGACAUUCAGCAGGCGUUUAGGAAUUUAGAGGAUUAAAUUAUCACGAUACGCGUGAAAUCAUUGUUAUGGUACUGCCUGGAAUUCCAGUGUGUGUGUAUGUAUGAGCAACAAAAAACAAAAACAAAAAGUGAGUACUAUUCACGGAAACUAUUCCAGUUGCAGUCGUUUGGGGUUGUUCCAAUCGUAACGAAAAGGAAAAAAAAGGCUAUUACGUCAUCGUACCAUUGAAAAAAAAGAAAAAAAGAAAAAAAAAAGUAAUAAUUAUAAUGCUUAAGAAAGUAAAAUAUUAAUAAGAAAGCAGUCGCGUUUGCUCGCGUAUGGCUUAUUACGUUUUUAUUAGGCCAACGUAGUGUUUAUUCAUUGAGUAUACUGUUUUAUGAGUUUUAAAAUGCAUAUAAAAUACACACACGCUUCGUGCGUGGAGAGUGCUAUCAAAACAUUCCAUAGCAUAUCCGAACACCACGCGAGAGAGAAUCCUAGUUUAGAAAAAUUCAUUGAAUGCUAUUCAAUAAUCUAUUGUACAUUAAUUGUAAACUGAUAAUGAAUUUGCUAGUUUUAUUUUUAUUUUUAUUUAUUUUAUUUUUUUUUUAAAUGCAAUUUUAAUCGGGACUAUUUCAUGUUUGUGGUAUAAUUGGUGAAUUGUCUAUUUUAAUCGAUCAUGCGCGGUGAUUCAAUAAUUGUAUUUUAAAGAAAACACUCAUUUUUAAAAUAGUAAGUUCCUAAUUUUUAAACCGAAAGGAAUAGAAAAGUAGACGAAUUUGUGUAUUGAAGAUGGUGGUCUAUCCUGUAUAUUUAUUCUGUGUAACAUAAGAAUUUUUAUUGAAAUCUAAACAAUUGUUAUUUGAACUGCAAAAAUUGCAGCUCUUGAUGAACAAAAUGUUUUAAAUCUAUAGAAUUACUUUUGUUUUCAAUUGACUUUUCUAAUCUGGAUCACGUUUUCCCAAUCAACAGUUAAAUGUAUCUAUUUAAUGCAAACAUCAGUUUCAUUUUUUUAACUAUGAUGCACAUUUCAUAUACCAUUUAUUUUGUCAUACGGGAUGCACGUUUGUAUCUACCCAAAAUAUUUAUUGAAUUUAAAUAUUUUUUUAAUAACUCAGUAUUUUAACUAACAAUUAAUUGAAAACACAAAAAAAAACUGUUGAAAAAGAAGCUGAUUGGAAUGGACUAUAGAACGCUUUACUACUAUUGUUUAAAAAAAAAAAUUGUUGCUAGUACAACUGCAGUGAAUUGAAAGUCAUAUUAGCCAUCUCCUAAUUUCUGACAGUUUUCUAUUUUAACUUUGUACAAUAUACUUCAAAAUUACGGGAUACUUGCAAUUUAGUUGUGCGCAAUAAAUUCGAGGUGUGUAAAUGAGCACUUUUGUCGGUGUGCGCAACAACUUUUAUAAAAUGAAAUAAAUUGGAUGAAAACGAGACCAAUACUUGAUGAAUUAAUCAAUCUCGCCGCUUUUUAGUCGAGUCUGUAAAUUGAAUUGUACUUUUCAUCCCCCCAAACCUACAUCCUUACGUACAUAAUAAACUAUAAUGUGGUGCUCACUAUAUAUAAUUAUUGUUUAGUAACCUGGGAAAUAGUCGUCCAUGUAAUUAACGUUUUUCUUCUCAUUAUAUAUUCGAACAUAAAAGUAAUUUAUUAGACAGAAUGAAUGUGAUAUGAAUUGUCAUGAUGUCGGUCUAAUUUUUUACUAUCCUAGUACGACUGUAUGUGUAGACAAAGGAGUUAUUGAUGCUAUUUUUUUGUUUGUUUUUGAUCUGAUAAAUUUUCUUUUUUCGAUUAAAAAACUAUACUCAGAUUUGCGAUGAAAGGCGCUACUAAAUUACUUGGAGGGAAUGUAAUUUUAACUCAUAAAAAAAAAAUUUAAUUGAGAAACGUUCAAGUCUAGCUGUCACCGUACACCCCAUUUAAGACAAUAAAAGAAGUAAGAAAAUUGAGUAAAGCAAAUGGGACGACCCUAAACGUCAGUUAUUGAAAAUAUUAACGAAAAAGAUAAAAAAAUUUUAAAACGUACGAAAAAAAAAAAAAAAAAUACAAAAAAAUAUAUUAUUGUGUUUUAAAUAAUUGUAAAGUGUAAUAUUCCUAUGUUUUAACGACGAUCGUUGUAUCAACUGAAGCAUGCGAUCUCGGUAGCAAUGAUUACAUUUAUCUCUCGUAGAUCAAAAAUCUUUUUUUCUGUACUAUCAAAUAAUAUACGUCUAUCUCUUACUUUUACUUUAUAAGUACACGAUUUACGAUUUCUUGCUGUCUCUUCAAAUUAUGAUAAUCGCUACAAUAAGUUAUAAUUCAUGAGAAAAACAUUCAAGGCUAGAGAUUCUCCAUAUUCAGUCAAAAUUUUGCUUUUAAGGGCCGUUAAUUAUAUCUGCAUCCAUUUAAGUGUGUGCAUGUUUCAAUUAAAGAUUUUCCAAAACUGUAUGCUAAUUCUUAACGUAAGAAUAUUCUUAGUUAUGAAUCAUAAAACUAGCAAGUUCUCUGUAAUUUAGGGGAUUCUUUUGUGCAUUUCGUUUGGCAGGCCCAUGAUAAUAUAUCGACGUUGUCACUCCUCUUAAAACAGAAUCAUCUUUGAUUGUAUGCUAUUUUGAUUUUGCCAUUAAUAUAAAAUGCACAAACUGCGCAGACAAACAAGCUAUAAAAGAAAAAAGUCAAGCAACGAUUACGAUUCCAACUGAAAUUAUAUAUAAAUUUAUUAAUAAAUGUACUAUAUGCCGAGAUAAAAAAAAAGAACAAAAUUGGCAUCGUUUGGUGGGAUUGAAAAAGCUUUACUGUUCGUCUGUAAUGAUACCACAUAUAUGUAUAAAAAAAAAAAAGAUAAAGUUUAAACAUAUGGCCUUGACGUGACAAGCUUUUUCAACCCAUUUCUUAUGUGCGAAACGAUCAUGUUCGAAAUGAGAGCUAUGAGAAAUCUGUAUUUGAAUUGUGGAGUAUUAUCUAUUGUAUCAUAUAUAUUAUGUUAUUAUAUAUCAACGUAACAGAAAGUAUACAUAGGCGUUAAAUAAUGUUAUGCAAUGUUAAUAUAGACGAGUUUUAAGAUGAUAGGAUCAAAACAAAAAAAUAUAAGUGAAAGAACAUCAUAUUUCAAACACCAAUGAAUCAUUGAAUCUUAACUUUAAACAACCCAUGUCCAAAAAAUUAAAAAGACCGUUGUAGGUAUUUUUUCAGUGCAUAUGUACGUAUGUGUAUGUAUGCACAGCUUUUUAGUUUUUAUCUUAAAACAUCAUAAGUACAUACAAUAGUUAUGUUGAAACUUAAACUUGAGCUAAAACUUAAAUUAAAAUGCUGUCUAAAAA
Messenger RNA from Copidosoma floridanum, 5282 nucleotides. Its product is annotated as V-type proton ATPase catalytic subunit A. Gene Ontology annotation, cellular component: lysosomal membrane; proton-transporting V-type ATPase, V1 domain. Gene Ontology annotation, biological process: ATP metabolic process; proton transmembrane transport. The record is from RefSeq and is a predicted model, not a curated record. Gene Ontology annotation, molecular function: proton-transporting ATPase activity, rotational mechanism; ATP hydrolysis activity; ATP binding. Lineage: Eukaryota; Metazoa; Arthropoda; Insecta; Hymenoptera; Encyrtidae.